Penaeus indicus is the source of this 1864-nucleotide messenger RNA. Its product is annotated as DET1 homolog. Gene Ontology annotation, cellular component: nucleus; cullin-RING ubiquitin ligase complex. Lineage: Eukaryota; Metazoa; Arthropoda; Malacostraca; Decapoda; Penaeidae. The record is from RefSeq and is a predicted model, not a curated record. Gene Ontology annotation, molecular function: ubiquitin protein ligase binding; ubiquitin-like ligase-substrate adaptor activity. Gene Ontology annotation, biological process: positive regulation of proteasomal ubiquitin-dependent protein catabolic process; protein ubiquitination. The transcript is spliced from 2 exons. Bases 281 to 520 code for a protein of 79 amino acids.
AUGGGUACAUACAUUUUGAUCAGGUCUUCAUUCCCAACCUCUCUCUCUCAUCUGUACAUCACUCUGUUCUGUUAUUAACAUUUCUUAACUAUUAUAUUUUAUCUCUUUCAGAUUAAUUCACAAGAGAUUUAAGAAGACGAUUAUCAGCGCACGGGGUGGGGGUGUGACAGUGGCCACAAAAAGACUUUUGGGGCAGCUGCCGAUCUCAGCACAGUCGUACUCAGCCUCUCCCUACUUAGACUUAACACUCUUCUCUUAUGACGACAAAUGGGUGUCUGUGAUGGAACGCCCAAAGAGCUGCGCUGAUCAUCCCAUCAGGUUUUAUGGUCGUGAUUCUGGCCUCAUCAAGUUCAGCAUUCAUGCUGGACGUGGCAGUCUCUUUGGAUCUUCAACAUCCUUAUCGUCCACCAGAAGCCUUGUGGCCUUUACCUUUCAUCCAGCUGAUCCAUUCACCAUAUCUGUCCAGCGAGCAAAUGCAGAUUAUGUUGUGAACUUCCACUUGAGACAUAAACCAAGCUGACAGGGAUUUUAUUCUAGCAGUGAGCUUGUGAUUCUUUGGAAUAUAGAUGUAUCCAAAGAUGUCAAGCUCUUUCUUUACUUUUUUAUCUGCUUUUGUUGCAGUUACCUUUAAAUAAUGUUAUGGAAAUACAUUUGAUGUGAUGCUUGAAAUAAGUAUAAUGUAUUGCUGUCUGAAAGGCAAGUCUCAAUGAAAUAUCUUGAUUUUCAAAGAUGUAAUAUAGAUGGUUCUUCAGUCUGUAUUGUUGAUAGUUUAAUUUUUUCUCUGGGCCCAAUAUUUCAAGGUCAUUUUAGUGACUAUAUAAUCAGUGAGACAAAGCCAUAGGACCUUACAAAAAUAUGGAUUUUAUCUUAAUUAAAAUAUGUAUAUAGAAUAUUUACAGUACUCACCUUAGUUACAGAAACAUGUACUAAACUCAGCAGUUAGAAAAGUUGUUUCUUCUUUAAGGAUGUUAUAGCUCUUUUUUUUAUCAGAAAAUAUUACGACAACCACUGUUUGAGUUUUUCAAUAUAAUCAUUCCUUUAUUGAUUAAAACUCAUUUUAUUUUGAUUAGAAGCCAUCUUAAUCCAAUGCUGCUGGGAGUGGCAUGUACAUACAUGCCAUGCCCACUGUAAGUUUAGUUUGUUAAUUGUCUUUACACAUAGAUGGUUCCACACAUGUAUACCCUUUACUUUGAUUUUUGGAAAAAUUUUCCUGGAAUCAUAUUUUGCUAUUAGUAGAGUCAAUAAAACUAUAAUUAUAAUAUCAAUAAUACUAUUAUUAUUAUUAUCAGUAUUGAUAGCAUUAGUGAAAAACAAGUUUUUAUUGUAAACUCAAGGAACAGUGAACGCAGCUGAGAUUCCUUUGUGGCUAAGUACUUGUAGAGUCAUCUAUGUGGAGAAACCUUUUGCAAAACAAUACAAUAGUGAACAUUACAUUUUCCCAGCAACAUGGGUUAAGAAAUGUCAUAUUGGAAGCUUUAAAUGUACUAGGUAUUUGUGCAAUAAAAAGAAUUAAGGAACUUUUAUUAAAAAAAAAAAAAUACAAAGGUGAUAUUUAAGAAUCAGGAAAAUUGCAUUGUAUACUCACAUGCACUCACACAUAGACACAUGCAGUUGCCACAAUCUGUAGCACAUAUACAAAUACACAUACAAACAAACAAGCAAACAAAUAACCCCCCCCCACACACAUACAAAUAUAUAAAACAAAUAAAACAUUAUGAUGUAAAGGGUUUAACUUUUUUGUUAUAUACUGUUAUAAAGAUCAGUUAAGGAUACCUUAUUUCAUAUAUUUUAUACAGAUGUGCCUCCUCAUUAUAUAUAGUAUUUUUAUACUAAUAUUGAAUAAAGUUGUGAAUACUUUUGAUAA